GCUAAAGUUCCAUUGCAAAAUGAUAAAUCUGUUGAGAAAUUAAAAGAAGUGUUGGGGGAAAUAGAACGAUAUAUAAAUGAGAUCGACAAGCCUGGAGAAUUUAACGAAAGAUUUAAAAAUUGGUUCAAGCAGAUGGCGAAGGCUGAAAAUAUCGAGGAUGCGAAUGAAAUUUUACUUGGAAAACUGACAGACGCUACCAAAGAUUUUCAGUUUACUAUGGCUGUUGAUACUAAUAAUGUGGUCACUGAUAUAAAUCAUCAAGUUAAAGAAGGUUUCACUAACAUGGGAGAAGAUUUAUGCGAAAUGAACAACCGUCUUGCUAAUAUGGAAGAAGGUAUAGCUGCAGUGCAAAUCAUGAUUACACAGAAAGGAAACAGCGUCACAGACAAGGAUAUCGACUAUUUAAAAGUUGAACCGUACUGCAUCGAGAGCGAAAAAAAACCCGAAAGAAGAAUGGAUAUUGAGAAAAAAUUAUACACUACAAAAAUCCCUGUUGCAGUGAAAAAACUACCCAAUCUACCUGAUCACGAUAUUAAUAAGCAACUAAGGAAUAUUGCAAAACAAGCAAAGAUUAUUAGGUUACUUAGCGCCUGCGACCAUAUCGAAAAAUUUUUUGGUGUUUAUGAAGAUGAAGUUAAUGGAAUAAAGCAUCUCUUUGUAGUUACUAAAUGGAUGGAAAAUGGAAAUCUACGAGAAUAUUUAAUAAAAAAUAAACAGUUUGAUUGGUCAAAUAAACUUAGGAUUGCACAACAAAUUGCUGCGGGUCUUGAAUUUUGCAACUCUGUCAAUGUUUAUCAUCGAGAUGUCAAAAGCAAAAACAUAUUACUCAGCGAGCAUUUAAAUGCAAAGCUUACCAAUUUCGAGCUGAGUCGAAAGGUUGGAGAUAAAUCGAAAGAAAUGCCUCUUGAAUCUUCAAGAUGGACUGCACCAGAAAAGCUCAAAUAUCCAGAGCAAGAAUAUACCGAUAAAUGUGAAGUAUACAGUUUUGCAGUUCUUCUCUGGGAAAUUUCGACGCACCGAAUUCCAUUUGACUAUAUAGAUAACCCACUAAAAGCUGGCGAGAAAAUUAAAAAUAAUGAACGUCCCGAACCUUUUUCAAAAGGUACACCAGAACAAUACCAGGACAUAGUUAAAGAGGCUUGGGAUGGCAACCCUAGGAAACGUCCGAAAAUAGGUGAUGUGCGAAAGAAGCUUGAAAAGGUGAAUCUGACGGGGAGAAAGAAGGACAAACCAGUCAGGAGAGAAACUUGGUUAUCUACUGAAACUGAAUCUGUAACUGCAUUGGAUGAUUCGGAUGAUCAGCUGCUGGACAUUAAAGAAAUUAUAUCGCUCCAUGAAAAGGAACAAUACGAGAAAGCCUUCGGUCAUUUCCUGAAGUUGGCAGAUAGGAAUGAUCCGUUAGCCUCAUAUUAUGCGGGUCUUUAUCUCUUUAAAGGAACUUACGGCGUUGAAGAAGAUGAAAUUCAAGCCCUACAGUUAUUAAAAAAAUCAGCUAAAGGUGGAUGUGUACAAGGUCAGUACUUGUACUCUUAUGCUUGUCUAAAGGGGACCUAUUAUUCCAAGGACGAAGAGCAUGGUAUUGACGUAAAUGAAAAGAAAUAUAUGGAAUAUUUAACAAAGGCAGCUGCAUUAGAGUCUCCCGAUGCCUUAUACGCGGUUUCGCAAUUAUAUUUGAAGGGUGAAUCUGGCUAUCCUGUUGACAAUGAUAAAUAUAACGAAUACUUAACGAAGGCUGCAGACAAGGGGUCAAAUAAGGCGUUGAAAGAACUUGAAGAAAUUGGAUUUUAA
Molecule: messenger RNA, 1788 nt
Organism: Acaulospora colombiana
Lineage: Eukaryota; Fungi; Glomeromycota; Glomeromycetes; Diversisporales; Acaulosporaceae
Source: the annotation of a GenBank genome assembly